UGACCCGGAUCCGAUCCGGAAUCGAAACAGUUUUGUCUCAAGGAAACCCUCACCAUCUCGCUCAUAACCUACCAUCCAACGAUUUGAUUCCAUCUGCGACUCCACUUUCUUCCUCAAAGGAUUUAGCAAAUAUAGCGAGGUAACAAGCAUCAAUAGCAAACCAUGCCAGGCCAAAAGAUUGAAACAGGUCACUCAGACAUCAUCCAUGACGUCAGCAUGGAUUAUUACGGAAAACGCGUGGCAUCUGCCUCCUCCGAUGCCACUAUCAAGAUAAACAGUUUAACAUCAGUGCCCCUCGCUACUUUGACCGGUCAUAACGGGCCUGUUUGGCAGGUUACAUGGGCUCACCCCAAGUUCGGCUCACUUCUCGCAUCAUGUUCAUACGAUGGCACUGUCAUAAUCUGGAAAGAAGACAAUCUAAACACUUGGACACCUGCUCACACCUUCAAUGACCACAAGUCAUCUGUUAACUCAAUCGCGUGGGCCCCACACGAGCUCGGCCUUUGCUUGGCUUGCGGGUCGUCUGACGGGAACAUCUCCGUCUACACUGCCAGGUCAGAUGGUGGGUGGGACACUACAAAGAUCGAGCAAGCUCAUCCGGUUGGUGUAACCUCUGUCACGUGGGCCCCUUCGAUGGAGCCCGGUUCGUUAAUUGGGUCAGGCGAGUUUGAACCUGUUCAGAAACUGGCUUCUGGUGGGAAUGACAACACUGUGAAGAUUUGGAAGUUUGCUAACGGAGUUUGGAAAAUGGACUGUGUGUCGGCUCUUAAAAUGCACACGGAUUUGGUUCGGGAUGUGGCUUGGGCCCCCAAUUUGGGCCUUCCAAAGUCUACGAUCGCAAGUGGGUCGCAAGAUGGUCGGGUUGUUAUAUGGACUAUGGCUAAGGAAGGGGAGGAGUGGAAGGGUAAGGUGUUAAAUGACUUUAACGCCCCUGUUUGGAGGGUCUCGUGGUCGCUUACUGGGAAUUUGCUGGCUGUUGCCUCUGGGGACAAUAAUGUCACUUUAUGGAAAGAAGCUGUUGAUGGAGAAUGGCAACAAGUGACAACUGUUGAGUAGUUUGUUAUUGGUGGUGUUUUGGUUUGUGUUUACUUGUUUAACAAACGUUAGAAGGGUCAAACAUGAUGGUCAUAUGUUCUAUGUUUGGUUAUUAAGAUUUUGAAUGUUUCUGGACUAUUUUAUAUUAUUUCUUUAAGAACAGAUUGAUGAGAAAAUGUGUUGUUAAGUAUCUAAUUCCAAAUGUAAUCUGUAA
Helianthus annuus (common sunflower) is the source of this 1249-nucleotide messenger RNA. RefSeq names its product protein transport protein SEC13 homolog B. Bases 163 to 1056 code for a protein of 297 amino acids. NCBI's taxonomy places the organism in Eukaryota, Viridiplantae, Streptophyta, Magnoliopsida, Asterales, Asteraceae. Gene Ontology annotation, cellular component: nuclear pore outer ring; COPII vesicle coat. The transcript has 2 exons. Gene Ontology annotation, molecular function: structural molecule activity; protein binding. Gene Ontology annotation, biological process: protein import into nucleus; COPII-coated vesicle budding. The record is from RefSeq and is a predicted model, not a curated record.